AUGAAGCUGUCUACAACCCUCUUCCUCCUGGCGGCAGCCUUGGGAGCAACCCAGCUGGUGGGAGUCGUCAUCACCACCCCGGACACAAUGACGAGCAACGCCUCCUCCCCCUUCUCGAGCCAGGCGCUGACCUCGGAUCGGGCCCCGGCCUCACCCGCCACCUCGCAGACAGCUCUUGUCGUCGAGCCCGUGACGGUUCCCAUCCCCCAUGUUGCGCCGCACCCUCCACCACAGGGGCACAUCUUCGCCGCAAGGGACGAGGAUGAGGGCCCGGGCCACGCGUGCCAGAUCACGAGCCACUGCCCCGGGGGCGCCGAGAGCGAGGAGGCCUUCGCGGCGUUCAAGACGCAGGUGGGCGAUUUGCCGGGGUACUGCUCCUUCCUGAGCUCCGAGGUUUCCAGGAGGCUUGAUCCGGGGAACGGGACGGGUGAGGCUUUGGUGGUGGACGGCGCCGCCAGGCAUUUCACGUGGGCUUUUACCCUGGGUAACGCGGAUGGGAGUUCCGAGGUGUACUUCGUGAACGCCCACAUGACUUCAAACAAGGCACCGCCCGGCGCUGUAGAAACGCUCGCCUCAGACGCCUGCGGCCUGGCCGGCGACGCCGCCGCGUACCCGUUGUACGCAUCGCUUUUCGCGUACCAGUUCUGCGUGGCGGCCAACCAGAGCGACACCCGGGCCCAGGUCAUGUCGCGCUACGCGGCGGCCGACCUCCCCGCUUGGGACGCACCCACGGUCCGGGGCGGCGGGCUGACGGCCAUGGUGGGGUUCUAUAUCUCGAGCCGGAGUGGCGAUUUGGGACCGGGUUGUGAGGCGUACGGCCUGGUGUGGGCGGGCGGGAUUCAGGACAGGGGAAGCAGAUUUGAUGCGACCGUGAAGCUUGAAGGCGCAACAUCAAUACGUAUGGAAGAAGGCUUCGAUUCCUACAACUGGCGCCUUCCUCCUCUUUCCCCCUUCCAGGGUCACUACCCAACUACGGACCAUGACGGGAGACGUUUUCUCAUUGUCUUCAACAGCAGCGGUCAUUUCGAUGGUUGGAUGCCAUACGAGAUCGACCUGAUACGCGGUUUCGUAACAGAUUUCAAUAGAGGGAACAAGUCGAAAACCCAUAGGAGCCCCGACAUUGAUAUGAGACCGAUCGGCGUAGUGAUGGUCACUUCCCAGUACAAGGCGCUCUAUGCAGUAGUCUUGAAAAAGGGUGAUGAUGAGGCAGCGGACCUGGACGUGCCCUCGGCCGACGCCUUACCGAGAUGGAGGCAGAUUCAGUCACUGAUGUCGAUGGCUGGAAAGCCCACCGAGGACCAGGUUAUAUGGAGGAGCAUCUUGCAUUAG
This is a messenger RNA of Diaporthe citri, 1329 nucleotides long. RefSeq lists its product as uncharacterized. The transcript is spliced from 7 exons. The record is from RefSeq and is a predicted model, not a curated record. Bases 1 to 1329 code for a protein of 442 amino acids. Lineage: Eukaryota; Fungi; Ascomycota; Sordariomycetes; Diaporthales; Diaporthaceae.